AUGCAGUCGUCCUCCACCUCGGCGCUCCUCGUGCCCCCGCCAGAGCCAAAGAUCGAGCAGCUUCAAGGCGUCUGGUUCCAGCGAAAGGGCGAUCCAACCUGCCACAAGGCAUCCCUCCGCCUCACUUCGCACCAUCUCAUCUUCCAACUUGGCACAGCAUCGGCUUCAGAUCAAUCGGCGCGCAUCCACUCCCUUCCGCUCUCCCUCAUCCUCAAAGCAACCCGCAUCCCCUCGCUACGCAUCUCCACCCAAGCAUCGCAACCUUCCCAGCGCAUCUAUCCCAUCACCCUCUUCCUCAAGAACUUUGACUCGGCCGCGCUCGCCCUCCACUCUGAACACGACCAGCUCGCCGUCUUUGACAGCCUCAAGGAGUGUGCCAUCCUCACCGACGUCUCGCAGCUCUACGCAUUCCACUAUCAGCCUUCCUCCUCGCCGACCCAGCCUCGGCGCAUCUACGAUCCCAAGCAAGAGUUCGCACGUCAGGGCCUCGGCUCGCGCUCCAAAGCCUGGCGCUUCACCGACAUCAACGCACAGUAUGCCUUCUGUGCCACCUACCCCGCCCUCAUGGCCGUGCCUUCGCGCAUCAGCGAUACCACCCUGAGCUAUGCAGCAAAGUACCGCAGCAAGGCACGCGUGCCUGCCCUCACCUACCUCCAUUGGGCAAACCACGCCUCCAUCACCCGCUCCAGUCAGCCCAUGGUCGGCCUGAAAAACGCUCGCUCCAUCCAAGACGAGAAACUCAUCGAGGCCAUCUUCACAUCCCACCACUUUGCCGAUCCAGAGUCCAUCACAGCCAAAGCCGCCGCAGACGCCUCCAGCGGCGCCGCCUCUGCUGCCGCCGGUGCACCCGCCGUCGCAACCGUCUACGGCGCCACCACAACCAACCUCAUCAUCGACGCUCGCCCCACCACCAAUGCCAUGGCCAACGUCGCCAAAGGCGCCGGCACAGAAAACAUGGAGUACUACAAGGGCUGCAAAAAGUCCUACCUCGGCAUCGAAAACAUCCACGUCAUGCGCGACAGCCUCAACAAGCUUACAGAUGCGCUGCGCGAGUCCGAACCCAUCGCCACCUUUGGCAUGCGCGUAGAGGCCCUCGGCGACGCCUCGGCCGCAGACGCCGUCUCGGACGGCUCCGGCUCCGUCCUCCGUCUCAACCCUACCCCCGUCGACCCACUCGCAUUGCGCAGGUCCAUGUGGCUCAAGCACAUCCAGUCGCUCAUGGAAGGCUCCAUGUCCAUCGUCCGCAACGUGCACAUCAACAGCUCCCACGUCCUCAUCCACUGCUCCGACGGCUGGGAUCGCACCUCCCAGCUCGCCGCCAUCGCACAGAUCUGCCUCGACCCCUACUUUCGCACCUUCGACGGCCUCGCCGUGCUCAUCGAAAAGGACUGGCUCAGCUUCGGUCACAAGUUCACCGACAGAGGUGGUCUCAAGGGCUCCGACCGCUACUUUACCGUCGCCUCCAAGCAGACCUACGCCAACUCAAACGAUGCCGACGCAGACGACGACGAUACCGACUCUGAGCUCGACAAGCCUGCCAAUGCCUCGACCGGCGGCGGCGGUUUCGACGGCCAAGCGGCUGCCAACGCCUUCUGGGGCUUUACCAAACAGCUCACCGCCAACUUUUCCGCCGCCACAUCCAGCGCUGCCUCGGGGCCCAAGAAGGGCUCCAACAUCAAGGAGACCUCUCCCGUCUUUCACCAGUUCCUCGACUGCAUGUGGCAGAUCAUGCGCCAGUUCCCUGAUCGCUUCGAAUAUGCAUCCAGCUACCUCGUCGAGCUUCUCCAAGCGGUGCAGGAGUGCAAGUACGGCACCUUCCUCAUGGACUGCGAACGCGAACGUCUCUCACCGCGCGACGACGAGGGUAGAGUGCUACCGACGCUCCCUUCCCGUACUAUCAGCGCGUGGACGUAUCUGCUGAGCGACAAGGUCAAGUCCAAACAUCGCAAUCCACACUAUCAGCCCGAGCUCGACGAUCGCGAUCCCAAGCGCAAGGGCACCGAUAUGGGCGUCCUCAUCGCAGACUCGCGCGACGUGCGCUAUUUCGAGCAGCUCUUCCGCCGCGCCAAUGGCGACAUGAAUGCCGCGCUCGAAAAGGAAGCCGAAGAAAGGCGUCGCGCGAGGGAGAGGCUGGAGCGUGCAGUUCGAGGCACCGAUGCUGCCACCCCUCCCCCUCCCGAGACUGCCAACGCUCAAGGCAGCGAUGCAGGCACUGCCGCCGAGCCAGUUCCAGUGCCAGUGCCAGGCGCCGGCGAAUUAGAAAAGGCGGACGCGACCAUCGCAGUUGUUGGCGCAGGUGACCCUGAUCCUGUCUUGGACCCUUUAGCGUCCGCCGCUGGCGUGGCAGCAGGAGCUGUCGAUCUGCCAAGCAACGCUCCGCUCGAUCAUAGUCGUCUUUCGUACCAAGCUCGUCAACCACGGGUCCGAGCGCAGCCAGGUACAGCAGCGACAUCAUCGUCAUCAUCAAGUUCGAGUGCCUCCGCAAAUGCGGGGCCCUUGGACUCCUCCGCGGCGACGGCGGCGAAUGUUUCAAGCGCGGCGGAUGCAGCGGCCAACCGCAUGAAGAACCUUUUGAUCGGCGGAUGGGGCCGACUGCAAGAAGCCAUGGCGACACCUGCCAUAGCCCCAUCCGAAUCCACACCGGCGCCGUACCAGGCUACCAGCCAGAGCGAGGGAGGCUACUCGGCAACACCAGGCAGCGUGCAGCCGGCAGCUGGUAGAUACGCGGCUCCGACGCCUUCAGCGCAAAGUUUCAACGCCGACCCGUUGCAGCAACCUUACAAGCAAAGCAUGUCGGGCUCGGCCGCGCAUACGGUGCACAACCCUUGGGCGGCAGCGACGAGCGUGCGUGCCGAGAUGCAGCGCGAGCACGUUGCGAUGCGCUCCAACUAUGGCGGUGCUGGAGCGCAGGGCCUAGGUGCACCCCGCCGCAGCCAAGGUGCGGGAGCUAACCAGCCGGGCAGGCACGACCAGGCUCCCAACGGCCGUGAUGGCGUCCAGGAGCAAAGCGGAUCCGAGUCCAAGACGGACGUCAAGGCGAGCGCAGGCAUCACCUCGGACCCUCUCGGCGUGCUUUGA
Moesziomyces antarcticus is the source of this 3078-nucleotide messenger RNA. Its product is annotated as phosphatases II. NCBI's taxonomy places the organism in Eukaryota, Fungi, Basidiomycota, Ustilaginomycetes, Ustilaginales, Ustilaginaceae. Gene Ontology annotation, molecular function: phosphatase activity. The coding region runs from base 1 to 3078 and encodes 1025 amino acids. The transcript has a single exon. The record is from RefSeq and is a predicted model, not a curated record. Gene Ontology annotation, biological process: dephosphorylation.